CGGCUCGUCUCCUGUCAGCCUCUCCCGCAGCGUCGCAGCCAGCCGCCGGCAGCAGCCGCGGCGCUCGCUGGCCGACGCUUUCCUCUCGCCCCCCGGCACCAUGAUCUUCUGGCUAUGGCUCUGCUGGGGCUUCUCCGCCUCCACGGCGCAGCCCGACUCGGAGCUGCUGGCGAGGUACCUGGAGGAGAAGCUGCUGGCAGAUUACAGCUUCGCCGAACAAGUUGCACGACGUGUCCCAAGGCAGACCAGAUUUUUACAGAGGCUGGAAACGAGGCCUCGAAUGUCUGAAUUCAAUGUGAAAUCCACAAUCAUUUCUCGCUAUGCUUUCACCACGGUGUCCUGCACGAUGGUAAACAGCGGAUCUGAGGCACGAGAAGCUGUGUUUGAGAUGCAGAUCCCAGCUGCAGCCUUCAUCUCCAACUUUACUAUGAGCAUUGGCAACAAGACUUAUUAUGGGGAAGUCACAGGGAAAGAAAAAAAACAAGGCAGUGAAGACAAAGCAAAGAGCAGGAAGCCUCCAAGCCCCACAAAUGGAGGGGAGAAGGGCUAUGAGACAUUCAAAGCUUCUAUUAUUAUUCCUCGUAAGAUGCAAGCCAACUUCCUGCUGCAUUAUGAAGAGCUCUUGCAAAGGCGACUGGGAAAAUACGAGUAUACAGUCAGCAUCCGGCCCCAGCAACUGGUGGGGAGGUUACGAGUUGAGGUGAACAUACUGGAGAACUCGGGCAUAAUUUCAUUGGAAGUGCCUCCCCUUCGAAACAGCAAGCACAAAGGCAAUGGGAAAGUUGAAGGUGAUACCUCUCCUCCUCCUUCCACUGUUAUCGGACAUACCAAAACCCUAGCAAAAGUAACCUUCAGUCCCAAUGUUGUUGAGCAAACCAAGAUUGCCCGAAAUGGCAUUUUGGGAGACUUCAUAGUUAGAUAUGAUGUCAACAGGGAGCUGAGCGUUGGGGAUGUUCAGAUUCUUAGUGGGUACUUCGUGCAUUACUUCGCCCCCAAAGAUCUUCCUCCAUUGCCAAAGAAUGUCGUCUUCGUGCUUGACAGCAGUGCAUCCAUGGUGGGAACAAAACUGAGACAGACCAAAGAAGCUCUCUUCACAAUUCUCCAGGACCUAAGGCCUGAAGACCACUUCAAUAUCAUUGGCUUUUCCAACCGAAUUAAGGUCUGGCAACAGGACCGGCUAGUGCCAGUUACUCCAAAUAAUAUAAGAGAUGCCAAAAAGUACAUUCAUAACAUGUCACCUACUGGAGGGACUAAUAUUAACGGUGCUCUCCAGACUGGUGCAAAGCUGCUAAAUGAUUACAUCGCUCAGAAUGACAUCGAUGCCAGAAGCGUCUCUCUGAUCAUCUUCCUCACGGAUGGGAGGCCCACUGUUGGGGAGACCCAGUCAUCCAAAAUCCUCAGCAACACCAAGGAAGCCAUCCGUGAUAAAUUCUGCCUCUUCACUAUUGGCAUUGGCAAUGAUGUGGACUACAAGCUGCUGGAGAGGAUGGCGCUGGAGAACUGUGGCAUGACGAGGCAUUUCCAGGAGGAUGAGGAUGCAGCCAGCCAACUGAAAGGGUUUUAUGAUGAGAUAGGGACACCGCUUCUCUCUGACAUUCGAAUUGAUUACCCUAAAGACAACGUGGAGCAGGUCACCCAGAACUUCUUCCCUAACUACUUCAAUGGCUCUGAAAUUAUAAUAGCUGGCAAACUCAUCAACCACACCUCAGAUAGCCUCCAUGUGGAGGUGACUGCUAGCAACUCCAAGAAGUACAACCUCCUCAAAACAGAUGUGGCUGUCGACCUGCCAAGCAGAAAUGACAUCAGAGGUGUCUCUGGCCUAGAAGAUGGCAAAGGUGAUCAGAAUUACAUUGAGAGGGCGUGGAGUUACCUCACCAUCAAGGAGUUGCUUAACUCCUGGCUGAAGAGUGAUGACAAACAGGAGAAGGACUAUUUGAUGGAGAAAGCCAAGUCAAUGGCCCUUACUUACAAUUUUGUUACUCCCUUCACCUUUCUGAAGAUGAAAGAGGCUGGGCUCUAUUCAGAACCUCCUAAAGAGGAGUAUAUCAGCCCUUCUACUGAAGGCAUUGGUGAAAAGCUACAGAGCUUGCAAGGACACAAGGCACCACCAGGUAUACCCAGGCAGCAAGAUAAACAAAGAAUUAAAAUCUCCAAAACUUCAGCGGAUGGAGACCCUCACUUCGUCAUUGAUUUUCCCUCCAGAAAGUUCUCUGUCUGCUUCAAUAUUGAUGGAGAACCAGGGGACAUUCUCCGACUGGUCUCUGAUCAUAAGGAAUCUGGUGUAACUGUGAAUGGGCAGUUAAUUGGAGCUCCUGCACCACCCAACGGCCACAAGAAGCAUCGGACUUACUUCAGCACCAUCACUAUCCUCAGCAAUAAGCCAGAAAGAUCCUACCUAGAGAUCACACCCACCAGAAUCAUCCUGGAUGAUGGGGAAAGACUUGUUCUGCGCUGUGACCGGAGCACCACUGUGCAGAGCAGCAGCCUCGAGGUGUCUAUCUCUGCCAAUUCCAACAUCACCGUGACAAUACGAGACACAAUCAGCUUUGUCAUCCUCAUUCACCACUACAAGAACCCAGCACCCUAUCAGAGGGAUCAUCUGGGUUUCUACAUCUCCAACAGUAAAGGUCUCUCUCCCGACUCCCAUGGGCUACUGGGUCAGUUCUUGAACGAUGAAGUUAAGCUUCUUCAGGAAUCUCUAAACAUGAGUCAUCAGCUGGCUGGUCAGAACAAAACUGAAGCAUUAAAGUCAAACCCUACAAAUACCCUGAAAGUAAAGGGACGUCUCGUUCCUGUUGUAUGGAAACAGAGGAGGAUCUACAAUGGCCAGCAGGAAGUUGACUGCUGGUUUGCCAAAAACAAUGCAGACAAACUGAUCGAUGGGAGCUAUAGAGACUACUUGGCUUCUCAUCCUUUUGACACAGGAACCAGCUUUGGGAUGAUUUAAUAGCCUUUAAGACCAAUCAUAGUAUCACAUUGCAGCAGCAUGUGUGACAGCGGUUCCUUUCUGAAGCCUCUAGAGCUAGGCAGCUUCUGAAUAUUUCUUUAUUUUUGGGUGCCGAAGAAACCAAGGUUUUUCCCCUUGGAAAUCAGCUGUCUUUCAUCCUAGAUGAACAUGGGUCAUCAAGUUCCCGAAGACAAGGGGAGGGGGAAGGGUUAAGGACACUGUUAAAGGCAUGAUCAGUGCUCCCCCAGUGGGAGGGGAGGGAGAAAGGGGCCAGCACUUGUAUCUAACAGUGCAGAGAACUGCUGACCUUAAAAUAAACCCAUGUAGCAGUCUGUGCAAUACCCCCAGUGGCUGGUGAGUCACCCAGUGUGAGGCACAAAUCAGACAGCAUGAUGCACAUCUAAAGAGGCAACCUUGAGUGAUACACUUUGCAAAGACAUGAUUUGGAGCACCUGAUUCAACCAUGCUCCCUGGCAAAAGGACAGAGAGAGAGAGAGACAGAGAGAGACAGAGACAGAGAGAGGAGAUACAGGUGGAUAUUCAUCUACAGAAACCCAUUAGCAUCAAAGGUAAAAAAAGAAAUUGAAACCUUAAAUCAAAAAAACUCAAGAGGGUAUUGCUUUCUUGGCCUUUCGGAUGGGGCCUGCAUUGGCCACUAGCAGUGUUCUCUAAACCACUACAGACCCAUUAGUCAAUGGUGAAAACCAUCUUGUGGUUUAUUGCUGCCUCAGAGUACAGGCCUUGUGUUCAAAAAGCACCUUGGAUCUUCAGCACUGCCAGGAAUGGUGUCAGCUCUCAUUCCAUGAAACAUCUAAUUGAAAUAACCUUUCAGGUUCAGUGUUUUAAACCAGAUUCUUUUUUCCCCUCAGAGAAAACCAAGUUUCCACUGGGAGCUGCCAUCUCCUUGAGCAGAGCAUCAGUUCUGCUUAGCAGAGAUUUAAAUUCUCUAGAGAUGAACCACAACCCUCGAGAGCUUAUGACCCCACAAAACAGAUCCUGACUUGAAUUCAGACUAGACUUUCCUAGCUGCUUUUUUAAUCAGGGAGGAAAUCUUUAUUUACUCCAGAUCUUCAGAAAAAUUUCAUCCCCCUCUCCCUAGCUGCUUCUCUUUCCUUACGCUGCAGGAAUUUGGCAACAGGGAGGUUAGGAAAGGGCCUGCCAACCACCCCCACUGCAGGUGGUGCUGCUCUGAAAAGAAACCUCCAAACCCAAAUGGCAAGGCUGUGGUCUAUUUUAAAGUGAGGCACCACUGAAUAAUGUUAUACAUCAGCCACAGGGGAGUUUGCUUAGUAGGGAACUCAGCCAGCGAGGACUUCAGCAACCACAAAAUUUACAUGUCAAAACCAAACUGAGCUCAUGUAUAGUCUGCAUUUCCAGGACUGAAAGGAGGAGGGUGGGGGUGGAAGUAUCUUCAGCAGCUAAAUUAUAUCCAUGUGUUAGGAGAGAAAUAAGGAGUUGCCAGAGAUCUACAGAAAUAGGUUCCCUCAUCACUGAUUUUUUGCAUAUUUAAAAAUUAAAUCACAUUGUUGCUGCAGGAGGUCCGUCUGCUGGAGCACCAGGUGCUUUCCAGCUGCCUGGCCAUCUAGUUAGCAGCACUAGAACCGUAAGAGCAGAGCAGGUAGCUAGCAUUCACAUCAUGCCUUGUGGGGAGAGGGAGACAGCCCAGAGCAACCAGCUAGAUUCAGUUGUGCUCUGGAAGGUCCUUAUAGAAAGCUCAGCCAGCACAAAACUCACGCCAAGGCAUGUGCUUUGGAAUGAAACGUGAAGCUAAAGCACUGCUUUGGGCCCAGCUAUCUUGGGAAACAGCUCUCUUGCAAGGGAGAACAGAAGGCAAGACUGUCAGCGUAAUCCUGAGCAUCCGCUAACCAAAGAGGCUAAGGUUCAUUGACAUGCACAUGAGAAGGAGAGUGAGAGAACAGGAGCUUCUAUGAAGUUGAGUCCUCCUCCCAAGAGCAUGGUGGUAAGAUCACCCAGCCCAUUCCUGAAUAACCUCCUGUUUCACUAGCACAGGGUGAGCAGGAUAGUGGUAGUGAAUUUCGAGACAGUUCUGGGUUCAGCAGCUGUCUUCCUUCAUGCUGUCCUUACUGCAAAGGGAUUUCUUUGAAAUCUUCACUCUCCUCCCACAUUUUGCUGUUCAAAUAUAUUGCUAAGAGGAGCAGUUGGCUCCCUUUUCAUCUCUCCUGUAUUUAUAUAAAUAUACAUGCAUUGCUAACGCUUUAGGUGCAUCAUUGCUCCUCUUCCCCCAGCCAAGGAAACAUAUUUCAUUCAGGGCCUGGAAAAAACAAUGAUCAAAUCCAACUUCCCAGCCACGCGAAGCACCUAGAGCAGUAUACUCAAGUUCUCAUAAAGGCUCCAGUUAUCCAUUUCACAAUAAAUAUUUUACAGUGAAACUGCA
This is a messenger RNA of Dromaius novaehollandiae (emu), 5342 nucleotides long. It is a transcript of the gene ITIH5, whose product is annotated as inter-alpha-trypsin inhibitor heavy chain 5. Gene Ontology annotation, molecular function: serine-type endopeptidase inhibitor activity. Bases 101 to 2947 code for a protein of 948 amino acids. The record is from RefSeq and is a predicted model, not a curated record. NCBI's taxonomy places the organism in Eukaryota, Metazoa, Chordata, Aves, Casuariiformes, Dromaiidae. The transcript is spliced from 14 exons. Gene Ontology annotation, biological process: hyaluronan metabolic process.